AGCCUUCGCUCGCGCUGCACAGGUUUCGUGAAAUAGAAUGAUUCACGCGCCCACCAAACGGCAUUGAUGAUAGUUACGUUGGAUUAUGGAAAAUGUCGAAGUCUUUGACUUUUAAACGCAUACCGGCAGAGGGUAGGAAUGAAGAAGUAGACCCCCCCCCCAAAAAAAAAAGAAAAGAAAAGAAAGAGGCAAAAAUGACUCCUGACUGUGUGGGAAGAAAAGAGAGGGGCGUGGAAAGUAUCAACUUGUAUAUUUUAGCGAGCUGUUGAGGCGUGCACCAAAGCAAACCAUUAUUAACUGACAGAAAAAACUAAAGAUACCGAAAGCUUAUACACAGUCUUAGAUAUGAGGUAGAAGCACAGCCUACGCAGACCAAUAAGUGAAGUAACUCCACUCUCAAGUGGCCAGAUAAAAUUCAGUUACAGUCCCGCACCAAGCCGCGCGUUUAGCAGUUGUUUUUCCCCCUCGAGCGUGCGUAAAACAGAGGACUCAGGGACCGCGAGAGAAAGAAUUCCGAGACAACGAACGUUCCCUGAAUAUGAUCACCUUUCUGUGCCUCGUGCUGUGUGUCCCCCGAGUGCUGUCUUCCACACUGGCCGCCGUCCUGCCCCAGGACCCCGCCCUGCGCAUCGGCUCCAGCCUGACGGCCACCUGCACGGUGAGCCCCGAGCUGGGCCUGCACGCCAGCGCCCUCUACUGGACGCUGAACGGGAAGCGGCUCCCCGGGGGCUCCUACCGCGUGCUGGGCCCCACCGCGCUCGCCCUCACCCUGCCGCGGCUCAACGGCUCCCGCCAGCAGUCCGGCGACAACCUGGUGUGCCAUGGCAAUGGGGGACACGUGCUGGCCGGCUCCUGUCUCUUUGUGGGCAUGCCCCCGGAGAAGCCGGUGGACCUCACCUGUUGGUCCCGAAACACCAAAGACCUCACCUGCAGCUGGAGGCCUGGAGGACAGGGAGAGACCUUCAUCAGAACCAAGUACACCCUGAAGUACAAGCUGAAGUGGUACGGGCGCGAGCAGGAGUGCGAGGACUAUGGCGUCGGGCAGCCCUACUCCUGCUACAUCCCGCGCGACCUGGCCCUCUUCACGCCCUACGAGAUCUGGGUGGAGGCGUCCAAUCAGCUGGGGGCCGCCACCUCUGACGUCAUCACCCUGGACAUCCUGGACGUGGUGACCACGGACCCCCCCAGCGACGUGCACGUGAGCCGCGUGGGGGAGCUGGAGGACCAGCUGAGCGUGCGCUGGGGCACGCCCCCCGCCCUCAAAGAGUUCCUCUUCCAGGCCAAGUACCAGAUCCGCUACCGGCUGGAGGACAGCACCGAGUGGAAGGUGAUGAAGGACGUGGGGAACCAGACGUCCUGCAGGCUGGCGGGCCUCAAGGCCGGGACGGUCUACUUCGUCCAGGUGCGCUGCAACCCCGUGGGCAUCUACGGGUCCCGGAAGGCCGGGAUCUGGAGCGGCUGGAGCAGCCCCACCGCGGCCUCCACCCCCCACAACGCUCAGCUGCAGACCGGGUCGUGUGACCCCAAGGCGGGGGAGCAGAACUCCACCCUCCGGCGGGAGCUGAAGCAGUUUUUCGGGUGGGUGCGGAAGCACGCCUUCGGCUGCAGCGGGAUGAGCAUCAAGCUGUACGACCAGUGGCGGGUCUGGCUGCAGAAGUCCCACAAAACGCGCAACCAGGUAGAUUCUACCGGGCGAUGAGUCCUAGCAUACCCUCAAGACAGAAGUAAAAAAAAACAUUUUUUUUAAAAGAACUGAAAAAUGAGGGAAUUUUGAGUGGGAAAGUCUGCGUUCUGGAAUGCUGUCGGGUUCCACGCAUCGAAGGUUCUGCUGCUCGAGGAGAACCCCCACGGGAACCUUCAGAAGAGCGACUGGCGUGGAGGGAAAUCUCAGCGGUGGUCUGCUUCACAGAGACGCCCGGAGCAGACUCGCAGACCUGAACUAUCUCCUGUUAUACAGGCAACGGACCUCCCAACAAACACAGAACAGUUUUCAGACCAUGGAGAGAGAGAGAGAGAGAGAGAGAGAGAAAGAGACAGAGAGAGACAGAGAGAGAGGGAGAGACUGAAAGAGACAGACAGAGAGAGACAGAGAGAGAGAGGGAGAGAGACAGACAGAGAGAGACAGGGAGAGAGUGAGAGAGACAGUGUGAGAGCAAGAGAGACAGAGACAAAGAGUGAGAGAGAGAGAGAGUGUGAGAGUGACAGAGACAGUUUGAGAGAGACAGAGAGAGAGAUAGAGAGUGUAGCGGCGCUGAGUAUUUAGCAUGGCCUAUGCUGCACUCACAGAGCGCAGGCUUUAAUGUGGCAUUACAAUCGGCGUGGCAACCCUCUCUGCCACACCCCCCGGGACACUUCUCCACCCCCCCCCCACCCCCCCACCCCCCCCAACAGCCGUUUGGGUGGGAUAAUCCCAGAAAAGACAGACAGCCCGUGAGUGGACAAUGGGAGAAAUGACUGCCGAUAAGCGGGGAAUGAGGAACCGGUGAUUCCCCCCCGCCCCCGUCCCUCCCGUCCCUCCCUCCCUCCCUCCUUCCACCUGCUGCACUGUCUGUCAAACCGAUCGUCUUAUCCAGGUGCUGCUUGUAGCUGUCUGCCCUUCGCAUGGGAAACUGUUGUUAACUGCUGCAGCGAGACCAGCUGUGAUGGCAGUUUUGGGAAAAGCCAGGGAUCCGUUAUCCACACGGUUACAUCCCUUCGGCUUCGCUCUUACAACUGGACACGGGCAAGGUCAGAGGCUUUUCCAGAGAACAGGGUUUUUUUUGGUUUUUUUUUGUGAGGUCACAAAUAUGCGAUUAGAAUGCUCUUAACGGAACGUUCUAACACUGAUGUAACAAUCGCCACUGGUAACUGAAAGCGUUGGGAGUUCUAGAACGCUGAGUUAGAAUUCUGAAAAACAUUCCAUCAAAGCGUUAAGUGUUUCCGCAGUAAAUUAUAUUGGUACAUUCAGUGUUACAGGCUACAGAUUAUGCAGAAGCUCGUGCUAUGGCUGCCUCUCAUCCACAACCAAACUAAAAUUUUAUCACGGACACUCAAGCAAAGAACUAAUGCUGCAGUAUUAAUGUUUUAGUCUACAUGGUAGAAGAAAACCAGUAUACCUCAUGCAGUUUCAUCAGUAAUUACUGAGUUGUAUUUGAAAAGUCAAAUUGUGAGCGAUAGUUGGUAUGAGUCGACUUGUGUGUAUUGUGUCGUAAGAUUGAAUCUUUAGUCGCUUAGUAAAAGUGUGUCUGUAAAACAUUUGGAUACCAGAAGUGUUAUUGUGUCUGUUUUCUUUCCCUUGUCCCUGUUAUUACACAAAACCUUGGAGAAAAAAACAGCGAUAUUUCAAAAGUAAACGACAGCAGUUUGUGGGCUGACUGGGAACAGAAUCUAGAUUAAGGGCUAACUUCUGGUGUCAGUCACUUGCAUUGUGACCUGUGAUUGGUUGGCGGUGGUGAGGGGGGAGGUCUUAUCCUUGGUGUGGGGUCAUUCUGAAUCCUGGUCAGCAGUAUUCCGAAAACGUUAGGCUGACUGUGUAACUGUGUGCUCUGUGUGUCAGUAAUUGUGUUUUUGUACAGAAUGAAGACAUUUUGCCUUUUAUUUUUUUAAACUGAAUUGUAAUGGCAUAUUUAAAAACCUAAAGUUAUAUUUCGUUCUCCCUAAGUUAUGUUUAGACAACAGCAAUAACAUUGAUUGUGUUAAUUAUAAGAUAAUAACUGUUUAUUAAAUAAUAAUGUACUGUAAAAAAAA
Messenger RNA from Anguilla rostrata (American eel), 3726 nucleotides. It is a transcript of the gene crlf1a, whose product is annotated as cytokine receptor-like factor 1a. The transcript has 8 exons. Gene Ontology annotation, cellular component: external side of plasma membrane; signaling receptor complex; CRLF-CLCF1 complex. The record is from RefSeq and is a predicted model, not a curated record. NCBI's taxonomy places the organism in Eukaryota, Metazoa, Chordata, Actinopteri, Anguilliformes, Anguillidae. Gene Ontology annotation, biological process: cytokine-mediated signaling pathway; positive regulation of tyrosine phosphorylation of STAT protein. Gene Ontology annotation, molecular function: cytokine receptor activity; cytokine binding. Bases 539 to 1699 code for a protein of 386 amino acids.